This is a messenger RNA of Oppiella nova, 992 nucleotides long. NCBI's taxonomy places the organism in Eukaryota, Metazoa, Arthropoda, Arachnida, Sarcoptiformes, Oppiidae. The record is from the annotation of a GenBank genome assembly.
CAAAUUGUCCGAAAAAUUAAUUUUCAUUCACAACAAACAGUUUGUCAACAAAACUAACCAUUGAUUCAACUCUUGAACUCAACUCGCGAUCACAUCCACAGCCGACACGACUCCCAAAAUGGCGGCACAACUCAAGAAAGACAUCGAAGACAUGGAGUUUGAUUUGUCGGACUUGUCAUCACUGGAACUGAUGGCCAAACGACAGCACGCGAAGGCACUGCUGUCGCAAGAGAUCCAACGCCUCACUCAACGCAAGAACCAAUUGGUGACGAAAUGGCGCGAAGAGACGGCCGCCGAAGCGCUCCGCAAAUCCGGUGAUGACAGCGACUCGGCGUCAGCGCCGGUAACCCAGGGGUCGGCCACUGGUGGACAACAGCCGCCGAUGGGUUCGGUGAUCGUCACGAACUACAUGUGGGACCAAACGGACGACUUCUGCAAAAUCUAUGUCGAAAUCGACAAAACCUAUGCGUUAGACGCGACACACAUCCAGAUGUCGUUCCCCUCCAAGAGAUCCCUAUCCGUAGUGUUCGGCAAAUAUAAGUUCACAAUCAGUCGCCUCUUCGGCGACGUGUGCGCCGACCAGUCGUACCACAGACUCACGAAAUCGCAUAAACUUAUCGUUUACCUCAAGAAGUCUUCGCCGAAACACUGGACGGAAAUACAGGAAAAGGAGAAUAAGUUUCAACAGGUUUUGGAUGACAGGGAGGAGAUGAGUGGCGACCCGUCGGCCGGACUCAUGAAACUUAUGAAGCAGAUGUACGACGAGGGCGACGAUGACAUGAAGCGGACAAUAGCCAAGUCGUGGUACGAGUCGAGGAAUAAGACAUCCGAUGUAGACAUGAAUGAGCCGUCGAUUUAGGCAUCCCUUUCGCCCAUACAUUCAAUUCAAACCAAUCGCUUGACUCUCAGUUUGUUUUGUUAAAUGAAUUUAUUUUUUAAUCAUUUUGUGUGUAAUUUAUAAAUAAGAAAAUAAAAUCAUUUGUUGUUUUUGU